AUGGGGCCCAGGAAGCCCUUGACUCCAAACCUCUGCAUCUCGGGCACUUAUGAACCCCACUCUCGAGACCCCCUGCUUCAUCAAGUGUCCUUUUACAGUGUCUAUGGAUUACUUGCAGCUGAUAGUUUCAGGAACAUUCGUCCCCAAGCUCAGACACUCUUACAGGCGUUAGUUCCCAACACUGUCUAUACUCAGGUCCUUCGCAGCAAUAGCCUGCUGGAGUCCACAGACUACUGGAUGCAGAAUCAAAGGACGCCCUGCCAGAUUGGUUUCGUGGAAGACAAGUCUGAAAACUGCGCCUCGGUCUGCUUUGUGAACCUGGACGUAAACAAGAAUGAGGGCAGCUGUGAGCACCUGCAGCAGAAACUGGUCAAUGUUUCACCAGAUCUUCCAAAACUGAUCAGCUCCAUGAAUGUCCAACAGCCAAAAGAAAAUGAAAUUGUCCUUCUGAGUGGGUUAACAUCUGGAAAACUCCAGGCUGACUUUGAAGUUUCACAGUGUCCUUGGCUGCCAGAUAUCUGCUUGGUCCAGUGCGCCAGAGGGAACAGACCGAACAGCACCAACUGCAUCAUCUUUGAAAUCAACAAAUUUUUGAUUGGUCUGGAGCUGGUGCAGGAACAGCAGCUCCACCUGGAAACGAGCAUUUUGAAAGUGGAGGAUGACACAAACUGUUCCUUAUCUUCCAUCGAGGAAGACUUUCUCACCGCCUCUGAGCACCUGGAGGAGGAGAGCGAGGUGGAGGAAGCCAGGGACGGUUAUGAAAAUAAAAAUGUCUCUGCCAGUGUUUUGAAAAGUAAGCAAAAGGAAGCUAUCCAGGAGGAAUGGAAUUACAAGGAAAAGUCACUUGACACGUUAGAAGACCAAUACAUUAACAAAUAUCUUACACCAUUGUUGAAAAUAGAAGGCUCUCCGGGAAAAGUGGCAGAUGACACAGCCCUGCAGAAUCUAGAUCCCUCAGCCACGCCAGCAGAGAAGAAUGGCAAAGCUGGGGAUUACGAGAGACCAGUCACAAGUUAUUAUUGUUCAGAAGCUUUUAAAGGUCAAGUGAACAGCUCCCAGGCUCUGCACACCGCAGGGGAUGCUGAUUUCUCUAAGAUGGCCACGCAAGACGGGCCCUAUUCCUGUGGGUUUGCUGUCGAAUGUGGAAGCGACUUAGAUCCAGGAGACCGUGACUAUAGAAUGACUUCUGUUCCUUCCAUUGUAGAUGGACAAGCCACAACUGGUGAAUAUGCUACCAAUUUAGCAGAAUCUGUGCUGCAAGAUGCAUUUAUUAGAUUAUCUCAACCGCCACUACGCCGGGAAUCUGCAGUCAGCAGUUCCACGGUAAGUGCUGUGAUGCCCAAUGGCUGUCCCACAAAGGAUAUAGUGGCCCCACGCUCCUGGAAUGAGCUUCCCAAAAUCGUCAUCAUCCAGAGUCCAGAUGGCAGCGGGGCUGCCCCAGAGUUGGGCCUCUCCUCGUGGCUGGAGACGGAAGUCUCUGCAGAACUCUCGGAUGUGCUCUCUGCAGAGAACUCUGGCAGACACCCACAGAGCACUUUAGAAGUCGCCUUGGCUUGUGCAGCCACUGUGAUCGGGACCAUUUCCAGUCCACAGGCCACAGAAAGGCUCAAGAUGGAACAAGAAUCCCUGGUAGCCCGCCACCCACUGGGAGGCAAUGAGCCACUGCAAAUGCAAGUGUUGCAAGGACUCCAGGAACCUUCCACCAGCGAAUACUCCUUUCCAUCUGCCUUGUGUGGCAUGACUCAAGUGGCAAGUGCAGUGGCUGUCUGUGGCCUGGGUGUCACGGGAGACGCGAAGUGCCCUGCGGCUUCCAGCGACCUGUCACCUGCAGCCCAGACUUCUGCAGCCUCCUCUGCAGGCCGCAGUUGCAGCACUGUGAGGAAUGUGGAGCUGGGAAGGGAAGCGAUGGCAGAGGCAUUGCUCAGGGAGACUGCUCUGGUGUUGACCAAGCCUAAUGCCUACAGCAGCAUGGGAGACCUCGUGGAGUCCAUGACCCGGAGAAUUAUAGAAACAGCUUCCAAGCCUCAGCCCUUGUGCUCAGAAAAUGUCCUUGGGAAUGAACUGGCACAGACCAUGUCCAGUAUUAUCCUAAAGCAUUCCAUUGAUGAAGUUCACCAGAAAAAUAAAAUAAUGGGCCCCGUGGAUGGCAGGCAUUCAUCAGAAACAUUAGACCUCUUAAUGGAAACGACGCACCAGCUGCUCCUCAAUGUGAUAUGCUCCACCUUCAAGAAGAUGCGCCAUAUCCUCCAGCUUGGCGAAUGUGCCACUGCCCUUUCGAAAGAGUCCAUCGGAUGGAGGGGAGCAGAAGGAGAUGACCAGCCACCUGACCCCGCGGCCUGGCACGAGUGCAUGAAGGCCCCUGAAGACGCCCGCGGCCAUCCGCUCAGCACUUCCCGACGCCCCAGCCUUGCUGUCAGUGACCCUGAACAUGACCAGCAUCCAAAGCCAGAUGCCAAAGGUGCAGGGAGGCCAGGUCUCCGCAGGAGCCCCAAGCUGCCGGCAGAGCUGUCGCGGGGUCCCAGCGGGCCUGAUUCGCCAGUCGCUGAAACAUUCCCCACAGAAACAGAUCUGAAAGGAAUAGUGAGAGAGGACGCCAGAACCCCUCACCGCAGACACAGCCACCACGGGGGUGACUGCAGAGGCUCUCCAGAGGGAGAAAAAACACCCACACUCAGCAAGUGCCGCGGCGGUUCUCAGGGUGCGGAGGGCAGCGUCCGGCCCAACACCCCGGACAAGCACCUUUGCGCCUCACCUGUAAAAGAAGUCCCGGGAAGCUUGUCUUUGUUCGGGAAGGACUCGAUGCCGGCCAAACCCGCAGACCUCUACUGCAUUACAGACUUUGCAGAAGAGUUAGCCGAGACCAUUGUCUCCAUGGCAACGGAAAUCGCUGCGAUUUGCCUUGACAACUCCAAUGGAAAACAACCCUGGUUUUGUGCUUGGAGAAGAGGGAGUGAGUUUCUGAUGACCCCGAAUGUCUCCUGCCGGUCCUUGAAGAGGAAGAAGGAAAGCCAGACAGGAGGGGCGCUGAGGAAGCACAAGCCCCCACGACUGAGCGAGAUCAAACGAAAAACCGACGAGCACCCAGAGCUGAAAGAGAAGCUGAUGAACAGAGUGGUGGAUGAGUCCGUGAACCUCGAAGAUGUCCCCGACUCUGUCAACGCUUUCGCCAACGAAGUGGCUGCCAAGAUCAUGAACCUGACCGACUUCUCCAUGGUGGAUGGCGUCUGGCAGGCCCAGGGCUGCUCCCGCAGUCGCCUGCUGAGCGGGGACCGGUGGAAUAGGCUGAAGGCCUCCAGCUGCGAGAGCAUCCCGGAGGAGGACUGCCAGACCAGGGCCUUCGUCAACAGCCUGGGGUUGGCGAGCGCCCGGAGCCAGCCGGUGAGCAGGGCCAGCUCGGUCUCCAAGCAGUCGAGCUGCGAGAGCAUCACGGAUGAGUUUUCCAGGUUCAUGGUGAACCAGAUGGAGAGCGAAGGGCGGGGAUUUGAGUUGCUGCUGGAUUACUAUGCAGGCAAGAACGCCAGCAGCAUCCUGAGUUCGGCGAUGCAACAGGCCUGUCGGAAAAGCGAGCAUCUGAGCGUGAGGUCCAGCUGCCCCUCGAAGCAGUCCAGCACAGACAGCAUCACCGAGGAGUUCUACAGGUACAUGCUACGGGACCUGGAAAGGGAGCGCCGGGACGCCCCCGCCUCCCGACGGGGCAGCCAGGACUGGACGGCUGGCUUCCUCUCGCCCUCUCUGCGCUCCCCGCUGUGCCACAGACAGUCCUCCGUGCCAGACAGCCGGCCCCCGGGCGCCAGGCUGACCGUGAAUGCGCCCAUCAAAGCCAGCUCCUUAGAUGGCUUUGCGCAAAACAGCCAGCAGGAUUUCCUAAGCGUGCAGCUGGCCAGUAGUGUGUCCUCGUCCGGGCUCUGCAAAUCGGACUCGUGCUUGUACCGGAGAAGUGGCACUGACCAGAUCACCAGCCGGUUGAUCCAUGAGACCUGGGCAAACUCCAUCGAGGCCCUCAUGCGGAAGAACAAAAUCAUCGUGGAUGAAGCGGGAGCUGCGGAGCGCAGCUCUGCUUUGCAGGUGGCCAAGCCCUCAGGGCCGCGCGUGCCCAGUAGAGCGCCGAGCGGGUUGGGGCACCGCAGGCCGGAUUCUGUGCAUUCCGUGAGGAGGGACUCGGUGGGGGAAAGCAGCCAACCCCCGGCGUCGGCCGCGAGCACGCCUGCUCCUCUUGCCACUCACAACAGUUUAGAUUCUAAAAAGGACAUUUCCUCGUGCCGUGAGGUAAGCCGCGCCAGGAGACCACUUUGUCCAAGAGACGUGCCUUUAAUUCAGAUUGAAGCAGAUCAGAGAGAAGACUGUGCUGGAGAACCUGCAGGCUUCCUUUCCCAAAGCAGCGCCCUGGAGACAGCAGACGAGCCUUUGAAAGAAGAACAAGAGGCAGAAGUGGCAAGAGGUGGAGACGAGGCCAUGAGUGCAUGCCGGAAACACAGUGACAGCCUUUGUGCCAGAGACGCACCAGAGACUGAAGUCUCCACAGAAGGCGGAGACCCCGAUGAGCCCCCCAACCCCCCAGGCAGCAGUGAAGAGAGCACAGACAGCUGGUCCCAGCUUGCCAAUGAGGAGGACAACCCAGACGACACAAGCAGCUUCCUGCAGCUCAGUGACAGAUCCAUGAGUGAAUUAGUAGAAGAGAAGGAGAUUCUUAAAGGACAGUCAGAAAACGUAGAGGAACCGGCCCCUGGACUCCCGGUGGGAGCAUCCAGCCGCCAGGGCAGCCUGCUGGUGAUCAACUUUGACCUGGAGCCAGAGUGUCCUGACGCUGAGCUGAGAGCCACUCUGCAGUGGAUAGCCGCCUCCGAGCUGGGCAUUCCCACCAUCUACUUUAAGAAAUCCCAGGAGAGCAGAAUCGAAAAGUUUCUAGAUGUUGUGCGUCUGGUUCAUCAGAAGUCCUGGAAAGUGGGGGACAUCUUCCACGCAGUUGUCCAGUACUGCAAAAUGCAUGAGGAGCGAAAGGAAGGCACCCCAAGUCUCUUUGACUGGUUGUUGGAGCUGGGGUAAGAAGGCAGCACUGUCCUGCAGAGUGCUCUUUUUCUUUAGUCCAGCUUAGAUUAUAGUGGUUUGUUCUGAAUUUUCUCAAACCAUUACAUCACAUUAGCAGAACUAUUAAAAAAAAUCUGCUUUUCAAGACUUUUUGCACAAAAAAAAUGUGAAGAAAAUAUAGGUCUGUACAGAUCAAUACAACCUGUGGCUGAUUUCAAAAUAGCUUGUAUUAAAAGUCUGGAAAACAGGUCUUAAUGAAACCUUAAUGGGACUCAAAUUAAAAGCUUAUCGCUAGAUUCAAACACCAAGAAAACUGCACUUACAUAUUUUUGACAAUAUAAAAUGACAUGUCAUGUCUCCAAUUACUAAUUCAAAAUCACUGGAAACAAAGUCACUGUUCAAGAUAUUUUUGGGACCUUUACUUUACAUUUCUGAGAAACUUAAGGGGGCAUUAGCCCAAAUAAAGUCUUAAGGUAUAGCUGACAAAUUUUCAGAAUUUUGAUAUGAAAGUUUGCACUUUCAAACCAAUAUCAGUGGAUAUUAACAGAAAUCCAUGCUCUCUAUCGACGUGAUUUUCCUUACUCACUGCAGCUCACUGAUAAGUACUCUAUCUCCCCAGAACAGCCCAUGAAACUGUUGCCUUUCAGUGAGAAGAGAGGAAGAUCAAUCAAAGAUAUCAUGUAUGUCUCUUCAUUAGUUGGAUGUCAUGAUUAUAGAAUUGAUUAUAGAAUUCCUACCCUAAGGGAAAGCUUGCUUUUUUAUUAAAAAAAAAAAAAAGUCUUUUGAGAAAAAAAACUUGCUUGUGUAUUCAACUAUAUAAGGCAUAAGCUUUCAUUUUAUUUUUAUUGUAAAUGAUAAGAGAUUGUUGUCCUAAAUAAUAAUUGACCAAAGGGUUCACAUGAGGGGAUUCUUGUCUGACAUCAGACAUUGACAUGAGCUCAGUGCCCCUGUUUCAGUAGUGUGUAGUACCCACAGGGCAGACCUGUUCUUCAGAGGAUGGAUGCAGGUUGUGAUAUGACCAGCCGGGAUCAUAGACGCCUGAUGCAAAGCUACAGGCAUUUCAUUUGGGAAAAAAGAAAACUUUAUUGUAUUUUAAUAACAGAGAUUUACUCUUUUAAAAGAUAUAGGUAUCUCCCUGAGGAGGCUUCUGUCUCAAAUAAUUAGCUCCACUGGCUUUUAUUUUCUUGAUUAAAGAGGGUGUUUAUUAAAGAUUCCUGAGAUACUGUUUGCACACUAGUUUUUAAAGGUGAUGAAAUCAUUGUAGAUAUGAGCAAGGCCCCCUUCCUCGAUGCAGAGCUCGUAAGUCAUCCACAUUCUGAAAUAUCAAGAAAGCUCCCCACACACACUCUCCACUUUGGGGGGUCAUUCCCAGGGUUCAUGAGGCAUUUAUCACAAAUAACCCAAAUUUAAGUUUAAGUGACACAUUAACCAGACAUCAUAUUCUAAACUGCAUCCAACAUCUCAAACUGGAAGUUCUUGUGUGGUUAACUGGAAAUGAUAUAUUUAUUUUUUAAACAACUCCAGAAUAUUGUGUGUAGACUUUUGUUGUGAUCAAAUGAAUGUUUACUUAUCCUGCAAAGCACAAAUACUGGAUUGUAACCAUGUGAUGAAGUUAAUAUAUGUUGUGCCCAAU
Molecule: messenger RNA, 6658 nt
Organism: Condylura cristata (star-nosed mole)
Lineage: Eukaryota; Metazoa; Chordata; Mammalia; Eulipotyphla; Talpidae
Gene: SPHKAP
Product: SPHK1 interactor, AKAP domain containing
Exons: 12
Coding region: 1-5043 (1680 amino acids)
Cellular component (GO): cytoplasm
Molecular function (GO): protein kinase A binding
Source: RefSeq, a predicted model, not a curated record